Molecule: messenger RNA, 8809 nt
Organism: Daphnia carinata
Lineage: Eukaryota; Metazoa; Arthropoda; Branchiopoda; Diplostraca; Daphniidae
Gene: Kdm3
Product: probable JmjC domain-containing histone demethylation protein 2C
Exons: 19
Coding region: 311-8539 (2742 amino acids)
Biological process (GO): regulation of transcription by RNA polymerase II
Cellular component (GO): chromatin; histone deacetylase complex
Molecular function (GO): histone H3K9 demethylase activity; transcription coregulator activity; chromatin DNA binding
Source: RefSeq, a predicted model, not a curated record
UCAUUCCCGCCCGCGAGUUGUUCUGAGCGAAGCGUUGACUGAAACUGUGCGUAUCGCCGUCUCUGCGUUUCUAGGUGUGAAACAUGUUUUUCCUAUUGAAUUGCUGCCAAAAGUACAAGAUGUGAUCGUCGUGAAGUGUAGUCAGUAUCGAAUGUGCAAAACGGCGUCUACUUGAACCAGAUACGACCAAUAUUUUACCGUUUAUAGAGUGAACAUUAACCCCGAGACCUCACGUACAUAUUCAUGACUCGUUGGACGACGUUGGUGGUGCGUCGUUUCUCGUGAAUGCGAUGCCAUACGUCGUCGUUCGAUGGCGCAAAACCGUUGUCGCAAGGAUAUCGUCGGCAAGAGGUUCUUGUGCGUUUCGUCGAGUUCAAUCAACGGCCAGUCUUCAUCACCAGCUAAAAGUGCCAUUCAACAACAACAACAACGUACCCCGAACGAACCUGCUCGCUGGGCCUGGCGGGCGGGCGUGAUUCGUGCCGCCACACUCCACAACAUCGAUCAACACGACCUCCAGUUACUCCUGGAAUACGACGACUUAAGCUGGGAUCAGCGUGAAUGGACCAGUAUUCACCAAGCGGGUGUAUUUCACGUCUUCCUCGUCGAACACGACCUUUGGUGGGCGGAGGCGCAGCAACAACUUUGGCCCGCCUUGGCUUUCAGCAGUUUGGUGAAUCGGAGUCGUGUGGUGUUUCAAUUGCCAACGUCCUCUGGUUCGGUUGACGAAGAAGAGGUCGACGGAUCAUUGCAUCCGAGUGGCGUUGCUAGGACAAUUGGUGGCAGUGUUGAUCGUAGUGACGGUGAAACGAAACGAAACCAGUGCGCCGAUUUAGCAUCGGAACGAAAGAAAAACACAACGUGUGGAAGUAAAAAACCAGUGUCAUUAGUGGCUGUUGAAUUCCUGUUGGACCAGCAGCGUUCCUUCCUUCCAUCAUCCCGUCUGCAACCUUUCCAGGAUUGGGAGUCGUUCGGUUGGUCUAGCCCUGCCGAGCAUCAAAAUCGAUCGCAUCCGACAUCUUCCUCACAGGCAGUGCGAGAAGCCGUGCGGAAGUGGGCGGAGCUGCAAGCCGGACAGCGGAUUCUGGUUACUACGCCUUCAGUCGUCGUCGGCUACCGUUGUCAGGUGUACCGGUCCGAAGGUGCCACACAGUGGUACACGGCUGUCAUUGUCGGCCACGACGAGGAGUCAGGGGAACUGACCUUGACAGACGACACCGUGCUUGAAGAGCACUACGAAGACCCUCGUUUGCUUCAAAUCAAAUUGCUGGGAGAAGGAGUUGUUGAAUCCAUUUUGAGAGGUGAAACAGUAGGCAUCACAUCCAGACGCUCGAGAGCUUCAUCUCAGGCGGGGAAAGUGGUCCAUUCAUCGUUGGUCAGUCUUGCAGCACCUCACCAUCCAGCAACGAAACGUGGGAGUGGUGUGGCCGCAGUCCGCCCAGGAGACCGGAACGAUACCACACCGAAAAGCAAGGUGAUCCGGAGCAGCCCGUCCAAGGUCAACAACAGUUGCAGCAGCAGCAACAGCAGUAGUAACAGAGAACGGAAACGCAAGGCGAACUGCGCCGUGGAAUCGGACGACGAAGCUGUCGUAGGCGGUUCGUCGGUCAAGUCGAAACCGGAAGCGUCGCACGAGGAGAAGGCUGUCGCCACGCGUCCAGUGUCGAAUAGUUGUGAAACUGUUGGAUUACCCUCCGUCAAGACGUCGUCGUCGGUGGAGAUCAUCCCCGUCGUCAGUGCAGCAGCGACGGUCGCAUCGAGAUCGUCUGAAACGACGACGAGCAGCAGCAGCAGUAGUGCCGUUUGUAGUGAAGCGUCGUCGUCCGUCAGCGCCAGCGUGGCGACUUCGGCGCCACCAUCCGUUGUGUCCGUCACGGAGAGUGACAGGGGAGGGCGGCUCCGCGACAAGAACAAUCUCAGCAAAGACGCUGUCGUGUCUUAUCCGGGCGGAUUAGCCGGCGGUGGUAGUGGUGGUGUUGGUGGCAGUGGCGGAGGCGGACUCGUGAUAUUUCCUGUACCGCCGCGGACAGGAGCGCCGGGAGCCACAAUUCCUCCGCCUAUCCAGCAGCAGCAUGACAGGCCUUACAGUUCAGUAAUCUCGGCUGCUUCCAAUAGCACGACCGCUGCUGCUGCUGCGGCAGCAGCUGCCGCCGCCGCUGCCGCCGCCGUCCAUUCGCCGGCAUCCGCCAUGGAGCGCGAACGGGAGCGGUUCGAGGAGGAGCAACGGGAGCAACGCGACCGAGAAAGCGGUGUCAGUAAUCUCAGUCGUGGCGGUGGCGGCGGUCCAGCGGGCGGCGCUCAGAAGAGAUCGCCAGCGUCGUCGCCGUCGUCAGCUGCCGCCAGAUCGACGGCGGCCGUCAAGAGAGCCCCGGAGCCAACGUAUUCGCAAGCUUCUUCAGGCGGGGCAGGAGGAGGAGGAGGUAGUGUUGCACCACCUGGAACCAUGUACGGGCACUACCUGCCAACUGGUUUAACUCACUCGGGUUCUCUGCCGUUUGGCUUGUCGCCAAACAUGGCCAACUUCUCGCAACAUCAUUCUGUGGCCGCCGCCGAAAUCUAUUGGAAGAUGCAUCACAACCUCAUCAACAAUCAUGCUCAGGUGGCGGCUGCUGGACAGCCAUCUCAUGAGGAAUUGUAUAUGGCUCACGAACGAGAACGCGAGAGGUUGGAACGCGUGGCCAGGGAGCGUGAAAGGGAGCGCAGAGAAUUGGAGGCCAAGGAGCAACAACAACAACGCGAAAGGGAACGCGAACGCGAGAGAAUGGAUAAGGAGCGUAUGGAACGCGAGCGCCAUAAACAAGCUGUCGAUCAACAUUUCGAAGAGUCCUUGAUGCGUUAUCAUCGACAAUUCAAUGAGCUGAAAACGGGAGCGGGACCGGGGGGAGGGGGCGUUCCACCGUCGGCACCGUGGAAUCCCCCGACUAUGCCUGUCAAGAGUCAGGUGCCGCAGCAGCAGCAACAACAACAUCAAUUAGUGAUCACGAUGAGUGGCGGCGGUGGAGGAGGAGGAGGCAACAGUCAAGCCCCACCCAGUCAUAUCAACAGUCAGGAGCGCGACAAAGACAAGGACAAUCGGGAUCGAUACAUGGCUGCCUACAAUCAAGCCAUCGAUCGAGAUCGUGAGCACCGUGAACGAAUUGCUCGCAGCGGCCAGCAACAGAGUGGUUCUAGUGGUGGCGGGCCGCCUUCCAGUAAUCCUUACCCUGCACUCCCUCGGGCUGAUUUGAGUUUCUCUGUUCAGGGAUACCAAACGGCCCCUAGUCCGUCGAAUAAUCAGAUUCAGCAUCAUCAUCAUCAGCAACAACAGCAGCAGCAGCAAUCCCUGCCCCGAAAGUCAGAACAACAGCAACAUCAUCUCUCGGCAGCUGAUUAUUCCAAAGCUGCCAGUGGUGUUGGAGGUGGGGGCGUCAUUGUUGGCCCGAGUGAACGAAUCGAACGUGAUACCAUGCGCCCUGACCAUCGUGAACAGAUGCAAAGGUCAUUCGAAUUGCAACAGCAACAACAACAACAGCAGCAGCGUUUAGAUUCUCGCGAUCAGCAGCGCCAACCCACUUUGUCGUACAAACCUUACGAACAGACGCCGCGUUUGGUAACCGGAGGAAGCAACAACAGUAGCAACAACAGCGGAAACAAUAGCAGCAAUCCCAACAACCGUACAAGUCGAAGUCCCCACCCGCAGAUGACGCCUCCAACUUCCGCUGCUUCCGGCUAUCCCAUCCAUUAUGCUGGGCCCGGUCCUGGCCCUGGCCUGUCGCAGCACUCGUACAGUCCUAAUCCCACGAGCGGCGGUCGUAGCGGUCCAUCCAAUAGCUACAUGCCUCCGCCAUCGGUGUCUCCUUCUCGGUCUCCCGCAGCGGUGGCAGCAGCAUCGGCCGCGCACGUUCCCGCUUAUCCAGCCAUGAGGUACAGCCCAGCUCCUCAAACGGCACCUGCACCUUGCACUUCGCCGUCUGCCAAUCAGAAGAAGACGAGCCCUUCGCCCCUUCAACAGCAGCAGAACGUGGGACCUGCCACUACGACCCUGUACGGCCGACCUGGGCUCGCCGGCGUUCAGGUGGUCGGUUCGGCCGGAAUUGCGAGUGGAACACCGGUCCAGUGCAGAUCGGAUCAGACGAUUCCGCUCUCUUUGAUAACGCCGAGCAAAUCGAAUCAGGUGGAAUCGGCACCUCCGCCAGCUCAUACGGCCCGUAACGUCGAUCGAGAUCGCGAGCGUGAGAUGCGAGAACGCGAACGGGAUGUGAGGAUAUACCCGCACAACGCAUUCUCGCCAUUGUCUCAUCAACUUCCACCGCCCCAGCCUCUUCUGAACAGUGCUGCGAGCAACAGGGGCGCUCCGAUUGCUGGACCACCGAUGCCUCAACAGCAGCCACUCGACUUGGGAACAUACAGAGAAGAUUCUCCCAUUCCGCUCAUUUCAUCCGCCCGCCUGUCGACUGGCGAAGCGCAAGUAAAGAAAACGCGGCCGGAACCACAGCAACAACAACAACAUCACCACCAUCAGCAACAGCAGCAACAACAACAGCCACCGCCUCCUACGCCACAAAUUCCCAUGCCUGCUUAUCCCAGCCUUGGGCCAGUUGGUUUCCCUGGAGCGCCGUUGAUGAGUGUGGCUGCUUUAAUUGAUGCUGGGUAUACCAACGUGACUGGUAGCACUGGUCAAGGGAAACCACCUAGCAAUGCAGCCAGUACCUUCUCAAUGGGUUUGGCUCCUCCACGCCAUCUGUCGGAUACUCCUCCUCUUUUGGUGUCUUCCGUACCUGUAGUUUCUAAUCCGAUCGAUCGUCCGGCCGAAGUUUCAAAUCGCCCAAUGAUCAUCAAGAAUGAACCCGGCGUCGAGACGGCUUCAACGUCUUGUCCGCCACUUGUUGAACAAGAUCGAGUUACUUCGGUAAGCCGGUCACCUCCCGUUGUUCCGGCUCCUGUCGUCAAACAGGAAGAAGUCAAAGUCAAACAAGAGCCGAUUCCGGUGACACAGUCUAAUAACACGACAUGGAGUAAUCCGGCAAGUAGUAGCAGCAGUAAUAGUAGUAGUAGUAGUAGUGGUAGUACCACUGUGUCCAAUAACAGCAACAGCGCAAAACCAGCAGUGCACAAGUUAAAGAAGGCUUGGAUUCAACGACACACUGGUGGAGAUGAAGUUGUUGUGAAACCGUCUUUCAAUAGUGUCGAUGUAAAACCGGAGCCACUCGAUCGGAGUAGCCCGGGACCGCUCAAAAUGGCUAGGAAAGCAACGACUUCCGUCAAGACAGAGAUCAACGGUUACGGUUCACCACAAAACGCAACAGAUGAGAGCGAGUCGACCGGAUUGAGAGGGGGGUCUGUGGGAGGCAAGCGGAAGCCUCGAGCAACCGCUGCAGCCAAUAAGGAUCGUGAUAAGCGAAGCAAAACUGUUGCGGCAGCGGUUACGUCUGCCGCCGUGUCUGCGACUCCAGCCUCGUCGACUGGGGGCAGCAGUUCAGAAGCCGAGGCAUCGGAAUCGGAAAACGAUGUCAACAACGGAGGUGGGCGCACGAAAAAAGGCGGAGCCGUAGCGGCACUCAAAGAGAGCGGCGGUGGCAAGGGCGCUGGCCGCGGCUCCGUGGCUGGUCGUCAGAGGAACAGUGACAGUAGUAGCAGCAGCAAGGAGGGCCAACCGGUACGCAAAGGACGAGCGGGGGGAGGGGUUUCUUCGGGCGCCGCCGCGCCAGGAAAUUCGUCUCCGUCUGGGCCUAAUGCCAAAUCAGGGUCAGGCAACCCGUUCAACAAACCUCCAGUGCCGGUGCUGAAGAAGAGCGGUGAAAGUUUUCUUCAGGAUGCCCCGUGCUGGGAGGUCGCGCCUCGCUUGGCCAAGUGCCGCGAAUGCCGGCUCACCCCCCACCAGCGCAAGAGGAACGAGCAGCAGAGCAACGCCAACAUCUUCUGUCGCUUUUACGCUUUCCGUCGACUCCGCUACACAAAGACUGGCCAGUUGGCGAUUGCUGGAUUCUCGGAUCCUUUAAAGGAUGCGUCAGAAGACGAUUUACGGUUAUGGUUGCCUCAACCGGAUAAGUCUGUGCAAGAGUUGGACGUCGACAUGUCGUUGUUUCUUCUUACUCACGUUGGUGAUCAGUUUUGCUGGAUGGUUCAAACGGAGAAAGAAGCCAAGGCCGAGGCUUUGGCAGCUGAAACGGAGGAUGGCGACACGAUUCAACAGCAAAUCGCUUGGAAACGAGUUGUGCAGGGAGUGCGCGAAAUGUGUGACGUGUGCGAAACUACCCUUUUCAAUUUUCACUGGGCGUGCGGCAAGUGUGGCUACGUGGUGUGCAUCGAUUGCUACAAGACGAGAAAAGCUGCCAAAUCACCCACCAAUGGAAAUGGAAGUGGCAGCAAAGAUGACGAAAAAGAGGAAAAGGAUAAAGAACGUGAUCUUCACGGUUGGUUGUACUGCACCAGCCGUUCGGGGCAUGACCCUGAUAAGUUAAUGCCGACCCAAAUUAUUGCUGGCAAGGCUCUGGAGUGUAUGGAGCGAUUAGUGCAUUCCUACCGGAAGCAGUGGAACAUAGCUGAAUUCUGUGAUUGUCCCGAAGGCAACAAAUCUGUCGAAGUUAACGCUGUCGAGUCCAAUGGUUCGGUCAACCCGGGACCGAAUGGCGUCUGCAAGAAUACGAAUGCUGGAUCUUCUAAAACGGAUGGAUUAUCAAAUGGUGACGCUGAAGGGAAAAGUGCCGAUUCAGAAUCUGUGAAACCCGUCAAUGGAAACCCGUCGCAGCCCGGUGGCGAUUCCAAAAAUGGGGGCAACCAAAUCGGUUCGUCGCUCUUGAACGUCUUGGCUGACGUGGCUUUGAAUAAGGAAAAGAAAUCGGGCAAAUCAAAGAACGGUUACGGUCUUGCAGCUAAGGGCGAAACUCCAGAUGGAUCGGCUACCGUGAUUGGUUACGAUGGCGAAUCGGAUAUGCCCAGCGACGAAGAAGAAGGCGGUGAACACUUCUCUACUCUUAGAGAAUUGCUUAUCCGCCCGGCUCCCAAGACCAGCUCGGGAAAGAAUUCUGAACAAAACGCACCACCUGUACCGAAACGACAACGGAUGGAAACCCUUGAGGACGUCAUUUCGUGCGUCAUUGAAAGGGGAGUCGAUCGCGAGCCCAGUCCCGAGGCUUCUGCUUCUGUCACGACGCCUGCUGCCACGGCUGCCACUAAUCCGUCUACUGCCACCGCAAACACUGCUACGAGCAAAGAUACAAACGGGGAGCCUGAAGAAGUUGCUGUCGAUGUUGAACUAGUGCAUUUCAAGCGUCGUGGAGACGCGUUUAAAACGGUGUUGAGUCGCGGAAUGCUUCCUCCGCGCAUCAUGGUUCUUUCAGAGUCGUUGAAGGCUUACCCGGAUAUCCCACAUUCUUGGCUUUGCAACGGCAAGUUGCUCAGAUUGGAAGACCCAGUAAACCCAAACAAUUACAAGCUCUUUCAGGAUUCGUGGAAACGAGGUCAGCCAGUUAUGGUCUCCGGAGUGACCCAACUAAUGGAUCAGGCCAUCUGGCAUCCGGACUCAUUUCUCAAAGAUUUCGGCGACGUCAAAAAUGACCUUGUCAACUGUUUGACCGGAAACACAGUCCCAAACCAACCCAUGAAGAAAUUCUGGGAAGGUUUUGAGCGUCUGACAAAAAGACUUAAAGAUGAUAAGGGCCAGCCGAUGUUACUUAAAUUAAAGGACUGGCCACCCGGUGACGAUUUCGCCGAGUUGCUGCCAAGUCGUUUCAGCGACCUGAUGAAGGCUCUUCCACUGGCUGAGUACACGCACCGCAACGGUCGUUUGAACUUGGCUGGUCGAUUGCCCGAGUGUUUCGUGCGACCGGAUCUCGGCCCCAAGAUGUACAAUGCGUACGGUUCGGCGUUGCUAUGUAGCAAGGGAACUACCAAUCUCCACCUUGAUGUCUCGGACGCAGCCAACGUCAUGGUCUACGUAGGGUUGCCUAAAGAAGCGAACAGUGAAGAGCACAUUAAAGAGGCUUUUAAGGCGGUUGAAGAGUCUGGAUGCGAUUUCCUUACGCGAAAGAGGAUCGAAUCUGGAGGCGAAAUACCUGGUGCGCUAUGGCACAUCUACCAAGCUAGAGAUGCCGACCGCAUUCGCGAUUUUUUAAAUAAGGUUGCACUUGAACGAGGAGAGCGUCUAGAGCCGCAUCAUGACCCUAUUCACGACCAAAGCUGGUAUCUCGACGGGGAACUUAGAAAGCGAUUAUAUACGGACUAUGGAGUCGCUGGCUAUGCCAUCCUUCAAUGUUUGGGCGAUGUUGUUUUCAUUCCCGCCGGAGCGCCCCAUCAGGUGAGAAACCUUCAUAGCUGCAUCAAAGUUGCCGAGGAUUUCGUCUCACCCGAGACGGUGGCUCACUGCUUCCAGUUGACUCAAGAGUUCCGUCACCUUUCGGAUUCACACACCAAUCACGAGGACAAGCUGCAAAUCAAAAACAUCAUCUAUCACGCUAUGAAGGACUCUAUUGCAGCCCUCGCUCACGCAAAGAACAUAACCUUCGCUGAGCUGUUGAAAGUUUAUGAAUCUUUUGCCGACGGCAACGAUUCGACUCGUUAGUCCCAAACUGUCAUCGUGCCCAAAUUUCAAUGUCAUUGAUUUGAAAAAGAAGGAAUGGCGAGAAUUGUUAAAUUUGACAACCGUUUAAGUGAGGCUAACUAUCGGAACAGUUCACAACAACGGGAUAUGGGCUGCACAUUGUGCAAUCUUGUUACGUUGAAGGUAUGUGUGCCUUGGGAGAAUGAAAUAGAAUAGCAUUGAUCUCAAGUUCAGUGGGACGUGUUUCUCUAUCUUAUGAUUUUGAUUUUCCUCUUUUUUUCUUUUCCGACU